AAAAAAAACUACAGAUGUUGCUCUGUGGUCAUGAAUCAUACUUAUCCACAUAUUAUUUGCAUAUUUCUCUAAUGAAUAACAAAGAGAGAUUGUUGUUAUCAAAAGGGACACUAGAUUGUGUGGUUGGUUGAUAAGCAUGAAUCAUGACCCUUUGUACAAGCAAAAACCGGAUUACGAUUUGUAAGAUGAUAUGAAUCACCAACCAAUGUGGCUAAUGAAUUUGGUAUUAUCCAUGUCUGAGAAAUAAAUAAAGAUUUGGGAUAUAUAUGUAGAUCAGAUCAGAGUUAUGACAUCUGGUUUAUCAUAUAAUAAUAUUUUUUUUGAAAGGGCAAGUAAAAAUAGUAUCAAAAAGGGGUAAAUAGAAACAAAAAUAAAUUUUUGAGCGGUGACUCGGCCGACUUCGCACGGGCUUUUAAUGUUUGGGCCGAUGGCCUGGUUAAUGAGUCCGUUUGUUGUCUUUUGACUUUUGGACCUCUGCCCUUUUGAUUAUGUAGUUGGGCUUUGGGCUGUGUAUUCUGGGCUUGGCCCAUUUUAUCAAUUAAAAAAAAAAUCUAUUGACGAAAAAAAAAAAGAAACAAAAAUAAAUCAAGGGCCAAAAAGAAAAAUUGAGUCCCAAGUCCGGACAAGUCAAAAGACAUCCAGAACCAUUGCGAGGAGUCUUUGUUACCUUGUCCUAAACCAGACCAGUCCACGCGCAAAUAUACAAAACACAGUGAAUGUUUGUUUAUAAACAAACCCAUUCGAUCUCCAAGUUCAGAGAUUUGGGAUUCGAUGAAUAGUGGCAACACCUUAUCGAAGCUAGCUCUUUAUUUCUCCUCUUCCGAGGCUUUUCUCCGGCGUGGUGAUGGAGUCUUUUGUUGUUGCUGGGCCACUGUAUCCGCACUUGUCUUCAUUUUCCUCUGCCAAAUCUUCCGGAAAGUUCGAUUCUUUAGUCAUUCUUCGUCUUCCCCUGCCGUAUCAGCUUCUCAAUCUCUCAGCUCCCAAUCAGGAAUAUCUACACUUGUUUCUGAUGAAGACCUGAAAGUACUGAUUGAAAAACUUGGGGAGAGAGAUGGAGAUGCUGAGAUUUGGGAAGACAUCAUUCACAAAAGCAACCCUACUCGCGUCUCGUACACUGCCAAAUGCUGCAAACCAAAAGACGGUGGUCCCAUGAAGUACUUAAGUACCACGGUGUUUGAGGACUGCUCUCCAGAGGCUUUGAGGGACUUUUACAUGGACAACGAGUACAGGAAACAGUGGGAUAAGACCGUGGUCGAGCACGAGCAGUUGCAGGUUGACAGUAGCAGCGGAAUUGAGAUUGGUCGGACGAUCAAGAAGUUUCCUUUCUUGACACCAAGGGAGUAUGUAUUAGCUUGGAGAUUGUGGGAGGGGAUGAAUGAUAAGUUCUAUUGUUUCAUCAAGGAUUGUGAUCACAGUAUGGUGCCGCAACAGAGGAAGUAUGUACGUGUGAGUUAUUUCAGAUCUGGUUGGCGAAUUAGGAAAGUUCCAGGUAGGAAUGCAUGUGAGAUACACAUGUUCCACCAGGAAGAUGCUGGAUUAAAUGUUGAGAUGGCUAAGCUUGCUUUCUCAAAAGGCAUUUGGAGUUACGUUUGUAAGAUGGAAAACGCGCUUCGUAAGUACAUUGCAACCGGUCAUAGACCCCAAGGGCCCACUGUAUCUGCUGUCAGCUUAAUGAAAAAGAUUCCAUCAGAGUUAGAGAAUGAGACAGAUGACAUCACAAACUCCUUGGGAACGAUGCACAGAGGUGAAGGAGCCAAACGGAAGAAUCUGUUGAGAAAGCCUUCAAAGAAACAGAUAGCAAACGGUCUGUUGCUCGUGGGCGGUGCAGUUGGUGGUGCGGUUUGCCUCUCUCGUGGUCACUCCGCCUCCUUAGGUGCAAAGGUUGCCCUGGCUUACUUCUUGACAAAGCUGAGCAACCGUGGAGCUCCGCUUAGUCAGACUUCCCAGAACGCUGGUAUCUAAGUCAUGUAUGUAUUUUGUUUGAUGAAGCAUCUCUGAUUCCUGAGCUUGUGUGAUAGAGAAGUUGUCUGAAAAAGUGGUUGAUGUGUAUGUACUGUCAUAGAAAAGUUAUAUUUUGGGAUGGCUCUGAACCACAUGAGCUCUUAGUCUUCAAAGUUUUGUAUACCUCUCUUGGAAUGACAUUACAUGUAUGUUAACUUGAAUGUAUAUAUAUUCAGACAAGCC
Brassica napus (rape) is the source of this 2184-nucleotide messenger RNA. Its product is annotated as phosphatidylcholine transfer protein-like. The record is from RefSeq and is a predicted model, not a curated record. Gene Ontology annotation, molecular function: lipid binding. The coding region runs from base 772 to 1962 and encodes 396 amino acids. NCBI's taxonomy places the organism in Eukaryota, Viridiplantae, Streptophyta, Magnoliopsida, Brassicales, Brassicaceae. The transcript has 6 exons.